Molecule: messenger RNA, 291 nt
Organism: Caenorhabditis briggsae
Lineage: Eukaryota; Metazoa; Nematoda; Chromadorea; Rhabditida; Rhabditidae
Exons: 2
Coding region: 1-291 (96 amino acids)
Source: RefSeq, a predicted model, not a curated record
AUGACCACUUCUGAACUCCUAUGGAAAUUCCGAUUUAUUGCCGAUUUUGCAGCUAUCGGAACUUUAUGCUUUAUGACUAUUAUGACAGGUGUUGUUAUUUAUUUGACUAAUAAUAUUAUUGAUGAAAUUGAUGAAGUUAGAGAUACUUUUAUGAGUAAGAAGAAGGUUUUUGAGAUGUACGCCAACGAUGCUGAAAACUUGAUGUCUCAUAAUCGUCACGUUGAGGGUUUCGCUGAUAUGUUCAACACAAUGAUUCGAGCACCUAGGAGAUCAUCUAAUUCCUGUAACUAA